AAAUUUUUGUCACCAUUGAACUUUGCAUUCUUGUAUGUUGCUGUUUUCCUGGAAAAUAUCAUGUAAUUCAUCAAAGUUCUUGUAUAGUUACUGAUGAACUACAUCAUUCAAGGUUGGAUUUUGAUGAUCAAGUUGUGUACAUAAGUGUUGAUAGAGGAAUCCAUCAAGCAUUUUGCUUGGAGUGGUGUUGUAGUUGAUUAAUUGGUUUUGGUUCAAUGGCGGGGAACGAGUGGAUUAAUGGCUACUUGGAAGCAAUAUUGGAUAGCGGGGCGGUGACGAUUGCAGAGGACCAUAGGGCGGCGGCAGUGAGCUUGACAGACAGGGGCCAUUUCAACCCCACUAAGUAUUUUGUUGAAGAGGUGGUCACCGGUGUCGAUGAGACUGAUCUUCACCGCACAUGGCUUAAGGUGGUGGCUACAAGGAACUCUCGUGAGCGGAGCUCUCGCCUUGAGAACAUGUGCUGGAGAAUUUGGCACCUUGCUCGCAAGAAGAAGCAGUUGGAAUUGGAAGAUGCUCAAAGGCUGGCAAAUCGGAGAUGGGAGCAAGAAUUGGGAAGGAGGGAAGCCACUGAGGACAUGUCCGAAGACUUAUCAGAAGGGGAGAAGGGUGAUGUUGUGGGUGAAUUAACUCAGAGUGAAACACCGAAGAAAAAAUUGCAGAGAAACUUCUCCGAUCUCCCGGUGUGGUCUGAUGAUAACAAAGAAAAGAAAAUAUAUAUUGUUCUUAUCAGCUUGCAUGGUUUAGUUCGCGGGGAAAACAUGGAACUAGGCCGUGACUCAGACACAGGUGGCCAAGUGAAAUAUGUCGUCGAACUUGCUCGAGCUCUGUCAAUGAUGCCCGGGGUUUAUAGGGUGGAUCUCUUCACUAGACAGAUAACAUCUCCUGAUGUGGACUGGAGCUAUGGAGAACCAACAGAAAUGCUAACUUCAGGAUCAUAUGAUGCUGAAGGAAAUGAUGCUGGAGAAAGUGCCGGUGCUUAUAUUAUCCGCAUACCUUGCGGACCUAGGGACAAGUAUCUGCGAAAAGAAUUACUGUGGCCUUACCUUCAAGAGUUUGUCGACGGAGCAUUAUCUCACAUACUUAAUAUGUCAAGAGUGUUGGGGGAACAAAUUGGUGGAGGACAUCCUGUUUGGCCUUAUGUAAUUCAUGGGCAUUAUGCAGAUGCAGGGGAUGUCGCCGCACUUCUUUCAGGUGCUCUGAAUGUUCCAAUGGUUCUCACUGGGCACUCAUUAGGGAGGAAUAAAUUGGAGCAGCUUAUUAAACAGGGUCGACAGUCUAGGGAGGAUAUAAAUGCGACAUAUAAGAUAAUGCGACGAAUAGAAGCUGAAGAACUUUCUUUGGAUGCUUCUGAACUUGUUAUCACAAGCACAAGGCAAGAAAUCGAAGAACAAUGGGGUUUGUAUGAUGGUUUUGAUGUCAAGCUUGAGAAGGUGUUGAGAGCUCGUGCUAGACGGGGUGUCAGUUGUCAUGGUCGGUACAUGCCAAGGAUGGUGGUUAUCCCUCCGGGGAUGGAUUUCAGCAAUGUGGUAGUUCAGGAAGAUUCAAAUGAAGUAGACGGAGAAUUAACACAAAUCACAGGUGCCGAUGGAGCUUCUCCGAGGUCAGUGCCACCCAUCUGGCCUGAAGUGAUGCGUUUCUUUACGAAUCCCCAUAAGCCAAUGAUUUUGGCAUUGUCAAGACCCGAUCCAAAGAAGAACAUCACCACUCUCUUGAAAGCCUUCGGUGAAUGUCGUCCCCUCAGAGAACUCGCAAAUCUUGCAUUAAUAAUGGGAAACAGGGAUGAUAUAGAUGAGAUGUCAUCGGGCAAUGCUAGUGUCCUCACUACCGUUUUGAAAAUGAUUGAUAAGUAUGAUCUAUAUGGCCUUGUCGCUUACCCAAAGCAUCAUAAGCAAUCUGAUGUUCCAGAAAUUUAUCGGAUGGCAGCAAAAACAAAGGGAGUGUUCAUAAACCCAGCUUUAGUUGAGCCUUUCGGUCUCACUUUGAUUGAGGCUGCAGCACACGGACUUCCAAUGGUGGCAACGAGAAAUGGUGGUCCAGUUGACAUUCAUCGGGCAUUGAACAAUGGGUUGCUUGUUGAUCCACAUGAUCAAAAAGCAAUAGCUGAUGCACUGCUAAAACUUGUAUCGGAGAAAAACCUUUGGCAUGAAUGCCGGAAAAAUGGAUGGCGUAAUAUCAAUUUAUUCUCAUGGCCUGAGCACUGCAGGACAUAUCUUACAAGGGUGGCUGCAUGUAGAAUGAGGCACCCGCAGUGGCAAACUGACACCCCAAUGGACGACUUGGCGGUCGAGGAAUCACUCGGUGAUUCAUUAAAAGAUGUGCAAGAAUCGUCUCUCAGGUUAUCUGUCGAUGGAGAGAAGAACUCACUUGAUUUUUCUUUGGAUCACAAUCAAGAAGAAUUGGAGAAGGUGGUAGCGGAAAAAGGCGGUGACCCUGAGCUCCAAGAUCAAGUGAAACGGAUACUUAACAAAAUAAAGAAACAAGUACCUGAUGCACAAAGUGAAAAUAGAAACCAAAACCAAGAAAACUUGCCACCAAGCAUCAAUAAGUAUCCUCGUCUUAGAAGACGACGGAGACUAUUUGUUAUUGCCCUUGACUCAUAUGAUCCUAUGGGAAAACCAGAUAAGAAAAUGUUAAUGGUGAUACAGGAAGUUUUCAAGGCAAUUCGAUCGGAUGAUCAGAUGUCGAGAAUUUCAGGCUUCGCUCUAUCCACGGCUAUGCCGAUAUCAGAGACAUUAGAGUUACUGAAAUUGGGGAAGAUACAGGUUACCGAUUUUGAUGCAUUAAUAUGCAGUAGUGGUAGUGAAGUGUAUUAUCCAGGUACUUUGCAAUGCACUGAUUCAGCUGGAAAAUUCUGCGCUGAUCCAGAUUAUGCAACACAUAUAGAAUACCGGUGGGGUUAUGACGGUGUUAAGAGAACCAUAGCAAAACUAAUGAACUCUCAGGAUUGUUCUGUUGAGGAGGAUUUAAAAUCAUGCAAUGCUUAUUGUGUUUCAUUCUUGGUCAAAGACCAUUCAAAGGCAAAACAAGUUGAUGAUUUACGACAGAAGCUGAGAAUGCGGGGGCUUCGAUGCCAUUUGAUGUACUGCAGGAACUCAACAAGGUUGCAAGUCAUCCCACUUCUUGCAUCUCGGUCCCAAGCACUCAGGUACUUAUUUGUCCGAUGGGGUCUUAGUCUUACAAACAUGUAUGUAAUUCUCGGCGAUAGAGGUGAUACAGAUUAUGAGGAACUUAUAUCGGGAUCUCACAAGACGGUGAUCAUGAAAGGUAUCAUUGAAAAAGGAUCGGAAGGAUUGUUAAGGACUUCAGGGAGCUACCAAAAGGAAGACAUUAUUCCCGACGAGAGUCCCCUUAUUGUGUAUACUGAUGAAGGAAUAAAUUCGGAGACCAUUAUGAAGGCACUCAAAGCAGCAUCGAAAGCUACUUCAGGGAUGUGAUCAGAUCACCAAUAUUCUACUUUAAUUGUACCCACUUAUAAAUUUUACUCGGUAAAAAGUACAACAUGGUUCCUCACAGAAUAGAUCGAAGAUUGGUUUCAGUAUCACUGAAAGUAUCAGCUGAAGUUGUAGUUGGUGUGAAGUUUUCAGGUCUUUGCAACUUGCAAGAAGGCAAAAUAAAGAUACUUGAGAAGCUACAUUUUGCAUGUCUUCUACUGUUUACAUCCAAGUAUAUUAGUGUUUCUCAUUUGCACUGGAAUACAAUGAAUUAACUGGCCUUUUUCUUGGAUGGAAUUCUAAAGAGUAUUAUCAAUGGUCUGCUGUGAUGCAAAAUGAAACAAAGAGAUUUUAGAAAGUUUUGAGUUGCAUCAACAUGUUUUGCAGCUUUUUAUGAUGUAAUAAAUCUUGAAUUGGCAACAUAGCCAUUGUUAAUUGUCACUGAAAGGUGGUUACUACCUUGACCACUUUCCAUGCUUGUAUCAGAUCAGCUAUCAGAGAUGGUUCUUCCGCCUUGUUUUGGUUUGAAAGAUGUUUGGCCUGACCCUUUUAUCGUCGGGUUGCCUAGCAGACAUGCAUUCUCUGAGAUCUCGCGUCCCGCUAUUCUCUAGUGACCCUGAGGAUCAGAAGGUUUGGAUUCCGGAAAUGAAUGGUAUCUUCUGGGUAAAAUCUUUCUGUCGCUUUCUUAAUGAUGGUGGGCUUAGGAUUUGUCUUGGAAUUAAUUUUUGAAAAUCGAUAUGUCCGGGGAAAUUAAUUUUAUUCAAUUGGUUGGCAUGGGACAAUGAAAUCUUUAUUCUUGAUAAGUUGACCAAUAGGAGAUGCAAUAGCCUUUCCACGGCCACAUGCAUACUUAGCAAUGGCACAGUGAUAACCUAUGAUAAGGUGUUCCUCGGGUGUGAAUUUGCUAUGCACAUUUGGAGCCACUUCGGUCAAAUUCUUGGGGACUAACACUUCUUGCACUCAAUUUUGGAAGCCUGGCUCUUGUGGAUAUGAUACCUAGUCUUGAACCUCAAAUUUGCUUUAAGUGGGACCUUUUUAUAUGUGCUCUUUUUUUUGGAAUAUUUAGUUGGUAAAGAAUAAACGCAUUUUUCAUUUUUGUUAA
This is a messenger RNA of Dioscorea cayenensis subsp. rotundata (Guinea yam), 4533 nucleotides long. RefSeq names its product probable sucrose-phosphate synthase 2. Gene Ontology annotation, molecular function: sucrose-phosphate synthase activity; sucrose synthase activity. Gene Ontology annotation, biological process: sucrose metabolic process. Bases 216 to 3434 code for a protein of 1072 amino acids. The record is from RefSeq and is a predicted model, not a curated record. Lineage: Eukaryota; Viridiplantae; Streptophyta; Magnoliopsida; Dioscoreales; Dioscoreaceae. The transcript has 15 exons.